AUGUCUGGUGUUGCACAGCAGCGAUUACAGCAGGAACGCAAAGCUUGGCGAAAAGAUCAUCCCUUUGGAUUUGUCGCCAAGCCCCGUACUCUCCCAGAUGGAUCUGUGGAUAUGCUGCAUUGGGACUGCAGGAUACCAGGGAAAACCAACACCAUCUGGGAGGGAGGUGUGUAUCCUUUGGAGCUGCGGUUCACGAAUGACUACCCUUCCAGCCCUCCUACAGCAAAGUUCCCCAAGGGCUUCUUCCAUCCCAACAUAUAUGAAUCUGGCACGGUCUGCUUGAGCAUCCUCAACCCAGAAAAGGGGUGGAGACCCUCUGUCACAGUGAAGCAGAUCCUCAUGGGCAUAAGUGACCUGCUGAACGACCCCAACAACGAUGAUCCUGCGCAGCAGCUUGGCUAUGAUGUCUUCAGGAAGGACAAGGCAAAGUAUGCAAGGUUGGUGAAGCAGCAGGCCAGGAAAUACUCGGAUGAGAAGUACUCCACGAUCUGA
This is a messenger RNA of Coccomyxa subellipsoidea C-169, 492 nucleotides long. RefSeq names its product ubiquitin-conjugating enzyme. The transcript has 8 exons. Lineage: Eukaryota; Viridiplantae; Chlorophyta; Trebouxiophyceae; Coccomyxaceae. The record is from RefSeq and is a predicted model, not a curated record. Gene Ontology annotation, molecular function: SUMO conjugating enzyme activity. Gene Ontology annotation, cellular component: nucleus. Gene Ontology annotation, biological process: protein sumoylation. The coding region runs from base 1 to 492 and encodes 163 amino acids.